This is a messenger RNA of Prunus avium (sweet cherry), 1880 nucleotides long. The record is from RefSeq and is a predicted model, not a curated record. Lineage: Eukaryota; Viridiplantae; Streptophyta; Magnoliopsida; Rosales; Rosaceae.
UCCAAUUCUACCAUAAAAUUGCAGACUGGCAAAUCGAGAAGAACCAACUAACAAGUACAGAAUACAGAACAUAAUCGAUUUCAUAGAAAUAAAAAAAAAAGAAGAAUAAAAAAGAAGAAGAAGACAGAGACCCCACCAGACUGCAACAAGAGAGCAGCAGCAGUUAUAUAAUUCAAGACUUGAAAUCUAAGAAAGAAACACCAACCAUCACAAGUUCAAAACUCUCUCUUUACCAUAACUGUCGGCAGCGCAACCACUUGAGAGAGAAAGCAAAGCAGCUCACAACUUGCUCAAAUCACACGCAGUCGGCAGCUCACAUAACAAAACUUCUUCUUCUUCUUCUUGUACGGUGCAAAAGUACUGCGAAUGUUCGUUUGUCGAAGGAGCUCAACAGUGAAGCUCCUCUGAUCACUCACAAUCAGCUCUGACUCUGAGUCAAGGCAUUUCAGACUGAGACAGAAAAAUUUGGGAUUUUGGGAAUUUGGGUUUUGAAAUUUUCUUCAAUGUUGGUCCAAGACCGUCCAGGACCCAAAUCACCGAAGCACUCUCACUCUUCUCAGAUCAGAGCCUCACUCUCUUUCGCUCCAAAUCUCGAUUUCUCCACAUGGGUCUCCGAGAAUCUGUACAAGAUCGUCACCGUCGUGCUUCUCAUAGCCACAGUCGCCGUCCUCUUCGUGCUUCGAAACAUCGGAGACACCGCUGCUUUGCUCUGCUUCGAAACCCAAGCCCAGGCUCUCGAGAAAAUUCGAUUGCCGCAGCUCGAAUCGAACAUCAAGCCCAUCUCCGACACGUCGUCUCCCUACGCGAGUUUCCGAUCUGAGAAGUGGAUAGUCGUUUCAGUCUCUAAUUACCCAACUGACUCGCUCAGAAAGCUUGUGAAGCUCAAAGGGUGGCAGGUCUUGGCAAUUGGGAACUCGAAAACGCCGUCGGAUUGGAGCCUCAAAGGUGCUAUCUUUCUGUCCCUUGAACAACAAGCUCAAUUGGGUUUUAGAGUUUUGGAUUAUUUGCCAUAUGAUUCGUAUGUUAGGAAGAGUGUGGGUUACUUGUUUGCGAUCCAACAUGGCGCGAAGAAGAUCUUCGACGCUGAUGAUCGCGGAGAGGUGAUUGAUGAUGACUUGGGAAAACAUUUUGAUUUAGAAUUGACGGGAGAGGGUGCUAGGCAAGAGAUUAUAUUGCAAUAUAGCCAUGAGAAUCCUAAUAGAACCAUUGUGAACCCAUAUAUUCAUUUUGGGCAACGCUCAGUUUGGCCGAGAGGUUUGCCAUUGGAAAAUGUUGGUGAACUUGGCCAUGAAGAGUUCUACACUGAGAUUUUUGGUGGAAAGCAGUUUGUACAACAGGGCAUAUCGAAUGGACUUCCUGAUGUCGAUUCUGUGUUUUAUUUUACACGAAAAUCGGGUUUGGAAGCCUUUGAUAUAAGGUUUGAUGACCAUGCCCCGAAAGUGGCGUUGCCGCAGGGUACGAUGGUUCCUGUUAAUUCUUUCAAUACAAUUUACCAUGCAUCGGCGUUUUGGGGUUUGAUGCUUCCUGUUUCAGUUAGCACAAUGGCUUCUGACGUAUUGAGGGGAUAUUGGGGGCAGAGGCUUUUAUGGGAAAUAGGUGGAUUUGUUGUAGUUUAUCCCCCAACUGUUCAUCGGUAUGAUAGAAUUCAGGCGUACCCAUUUUCUGAAGAGAAAGAUCUUCAUGUCAAUGUGGGACGUUUGAUCAAAUUUUUGGUUUCAUGGAGAUCAAGUAAGCAUAGGCUAUUUGAAAAGAUUUUGGAGUUAAGUUUUGCUAUGACAGAAGAGGGGUUUUGGACUGAGAAGGAUCUGAAGUUUACCUUUACUCGAAAGCAUGAUUUAAAUCAUUUUGGUAUUCUGAAGAGACAACGUUGUCAUAAAUAG